GGCUAAAAUCGAGUAAAGGCGGAAGUCUACAGUAUGAGGGGAUUCCCCGAGGGAAGUUCCCAACUCAACUAGGCUAUGUAAAACAUACAUUGCCAUAUCCUCUCCAGCGCUUGGUAACUUUGCAUCUCAAGAUUAGGCGACGACGCUGCGCUAGUGUCAAAACAAUAAAUUCGACUUCAACAGUUACUCGAAUGAAGUUUCACUCGUAGGGCUCAUGUGUGCUGUGUCAGUGAUGAUUGUGGAGCACAAGGCAUGGAAAGGAACAUCGGAGACCAGCUCAAUAAAGCAUUUGAAGCUUAUCGUCAGGUCUCCAUUGAAAAGGACAUUGCUAAAAAGGAGCUGCAGAAAGUGACUGAGUAUUAUGAGCAAUACACUCGAGACCUUCAAAAGCAGAUAGAAGAUCAACAGCAACUGAUUUCAGAACUUGAAGCAAAGUUGUCAGCAACAAGGCAACCAUCAGGAGAAAUGAAAUGCGAGCCAUGUAGUCAUCUUCUUGACGGGGCCAGCACUUAUAGGAAAUUACAGUACCCGGAGAAUAUGGGCUCUGUUGCCGUUGCUCCUAAUAUGCCAGUCAACAGCAGCGUUGACUAUCAGGAAAUGCGGGAAGCAUUUGAAGCCAUUGAAGGGAAAUUUCGACAGAUCCGGUCUUUAACCAAAAGACAAAAAGAUUACUUAAAAAGAUUCCAUGGAGGAAGUGAUACAUCAAAUGAUCAGCGGUUCUCCAUGCCCAUCCAAUGCACAGACCGUACCGCAGAUUCAGAGGGACCCUUUUCCUCAGCUCUAAGGACACCAGUGGAUAUCUCUCCCAUGUCUACCUCUCUGGCGUCCCGUGGCGCCAGCCAGGAGGACAAGGACUUGGUGGAAUCUCUCACCAAACUGAGCGUCAAAUUCCCGCCCUCUGCGGACAGUGAAUAUGACUUCCUGAACAGUGCUCCAGAUAGACAGAUUGGUCUGCCCAUGGCUGUCCCGCGACCUCUCAGUAAUGUCUCCUCCACAGUGACAGAGAAGGAGUCCGUGCCUUUUGUCUACCCUAACUCCCCCUCCCACACAACAUCAUCUACACUCUCCCAGGAGAGCGUGCGGGGACCCCAGCAGUCUGUCUGGAUACCGGAUCUGUGUGAUGCAGCUGCUGUGGGGACAGAGCUGGAGACACCUCAGAGCAGCACUCCUGAAUGUGCUUUCUGCAAUGCUGUGGUUCCUCCAGACCAAAUGAACAGCCACCUGUACUUGCAUUUCUCUCAUAAGAAUGAAGCAGACAAGUGACAGUAGAAGCAGAGACUGAUGGGGAGAAGCCACAACAAUUUCAAGACUUUACUGUUUUCAUGGUGUAGCCGUGCCUGCCAUGAAGUACAAGCGCUGUACUGGACUUCAAAUGACACUGCAAUAAGACUUGAAUUCAUUUAUUUAAUACUGAAGAAUUAAAUGGUACAUUUCUUUGCCCAUUAUAUUUUUCUAAAAUCCCAUUGAGAUUUUACAGUGAUGCGUAUGGUAUAUGUGAGCAAAUAAACACAUUUAGACUCGUAACAUUUUUUAUUACUUGAUUUGUUUUCAACUUGCAAAUAUAUAAUACAGUAUUAGUAUCUAAUAUAUAGAUUGGUAUAUGCAUCCAUACAUAACACAGAGUGUGUAUGAUAUUACUUCCUAUUAUAUCUUUAGCACGUAUAUACAUUUUUAUUUUAAAAAUAAUGAACUUUCAAAGAUUUAUCACAUUUCUAAAGCUAUAAUAUUUCAUACACACACAAACACACACACACACUUUUUUUUUCUGAAACAAGACACCCCUCUCACUUUUAUGGUGGGUUUUGGAUCUCAAGGAAUAAUAAUAUAUUAUGUAUUUAGAAAUGCCCAUCAUAUGUAUUAAAUUAAUCAAACAUAAAUUAUUUCUGGAAUGAUUAACACAGUAAUUCUUGUCAUUCCUCCCCAUUUUACACUUAAGCCAGAAUAAUAUGAAGCAGCUGUUUAUCUCGGUGUAGAAACAUUUCCAACUUUCAGAUACUUUUAUAACCAUAUGUUCAUUAAGAUUGUCCACAGAGAUACUCUCGCUCAUUAGAUGGCAAAUUACCCUGCUAUCAGCAUACUUAUUGUUUUAUCACAGGCAAUAUUUAACUGUUUAUAUGGGCGCAUUUAUUUUAAUGAUUAUAGGAACAUGAUAUGAGUCUUCUUUCAUUUCAACUGUGCUAUUCAAAGUAAUAAAGUGACUGAAGAUG
Messenger RNA from Oreochromis niloticus (Nile tilapia), 2207 nucleotides. RefSeq names its product TRAF family member-associated NFKB activator (gene tank). The transcript is spliced from 8 exons. NCBI's taxonomy places the organism in Eukaryota, Metazoa, Chordata, Actinopteri, Cichliformes, Cichlidae. The record is from RefSeq and is a predicted model, not a curated record. Gene Ontology annotation, biological process: negative regulation of canonical NF-kappaB signal transduction. Bases 253 to 1263 code for a protein of 336 amino acids.